GCAGGAUCAGGCAUUCAACACCCAGGACAAAAAUUCUUGAGUGCUCCCAUUAGUGCACUCUAGGGAGUAACGCACACUUGUACGUUUAGUAUUGACGAGAUUUUACUUGCACCAAACAGACUGGAGUAACUUGCGCCGUCAUGAAGACCCUGACAGUUCCCGUAAGCUCCAGGUGGACACUGUUGCUGAGCGCGUAUCUGACGCUGACUGCGAGCGCAGACUGUGGCGAAGACUGCGCGUACUGCUCGCAGCAACUGCCACUUCAACUCAUAAAAAUACACUCAAUAGAAUGCGUGGUGGAGUGUGAGGAGCAUCUGAGUGCAGGCAGCUCUUGGAGUUUGUGCAAACGUUUUAUGCAGAAUGCUGAUAACACUCCUGAGGGUAACCGAGCAUCCACAGAAACAGAACACUUGGACACCCAACAGCACCCAGUAGACAAAAAAUACGGUGGCUUCAUGAAGCGGUAUGGGGGUUUUAUGAAGCGUUAUGGAGGCUUCAUGAAGCGUUAUGGAGGAUUCAUGAAGAAGACUGCGGAGCUCUAUGGGCUGGAGCCAGAGGACGUUGACAAUGGCAGAGCAAUCCUGACUAAUCAUGAUGUUGAAAUGCUGGCCAAUCAAGUUGAGUCUGAUGGCAAGAGGGAGGAGGAGGCUUUGACAGACGUCCUUGAUUCAAAGGGAGAAGCACAGGGUGUAAAGGGUAUGGCAAAACGUUAUGGGGGCUUUAUGAAGAGGGGACAGAUUUAUGACUUGGAAAGUGGGGUUAAGGCACUACAAAAACGAUACGGGGGCUUCAUGAGGCGUGUAGGUCGACCACAGUGGUGGCAGGAGUCUAAACGCUAUGGAGGCUUCUUAAAACGCUCCCAAGAGGAAGAUGAAGAUGAAAAUUCAUCAGAGAUAGAAAAGAGGUAUGGUGGAUUCAUGGGAUAUUAAGAUGCUCUUUUCUCCUGUGCCCUAGUCCACUUCCUCUCUAGCCCCUUAGAUACCACCUGAGAACCAAAAGAGGAGACACGCUUUAAAUGUGCUCAUAAUGUUUUAAUGAAGUGUUUAUGUCUUUAUUGUGAUGAUAUGAUUUAAUGUGAAUAAGACCUAUUAAAGACCUCAAAGACCAUGUAUAUAUUGUCUUAACAUUACAUAACAAAUCUGAAUUAAAAUUUACAUUUACAAGUUGUGUAGCAGAUUUUAAUAAUCAGGAUUACCUACUUCUGACAAAUGCUGUAUCACAACCAUUUUCCUUUUUUAAUCAACACUACAAUUCUGGUUUGCAUGAGACAUUCAUUCAGUCUUAAAAGAGGAAGAUUUUAGAGAAAACGACAGACAUUUACUUUUCCAGUACAUGGUGAUUAUUUCUUCAUGACACUUGUCUUUUACACAGAUGUAUAUUUUUUGGGUACCAGUCUGAAUAUUGUCAUUUGCUGUAUAGCUUGAAUAAACAGCUCGAAACUGCA
Molecule: messenger RNA, 1444 nt
Organism: Onychostoma macrolepis
Lineage: Eukaryota; Metazoa; Chordata; Actinopteri; Cypriniformes; Cyprinidae
Gene: penkb
Product: proenkephalin b
Exons: 4
Coding region: 141-929 (262 amino acids)
Biological process (GO): chemical synaptic transmission; neuropeptide signaling pathway; sensory perception
Cellular component (GO): dendrite; neuronal cell body; plasma membrane
Molecular function (GO): opioid receptor binding
Source: RefSeq, a predicted model, not a curated record